Prunus armeniaca (apricot) is the source of this 573-nucleotide messenger RNA. The record is from the annotation of a GenBank genome assembly. Lineage: Eukaryota; Viridiplantae; Streptophyta; Magnoliopsida; Rosales; Rosaceae.
AUGUUCAAGAACACAUUUCAAUCCGGAUUUCUGUCAAUUCUAUACAGCCUUGGGAGCAAACCGUUGCAGAUUUGGGAUAAAGAAGUUGUCGAUGGCCAUAUUAAAAGACCACAGGAUGAAGACAUACAAUCCAAUGUCCUUGAAAUAAUUGGUACGAACAUCCAGUCCACAUACAUUACUUGCCCAGCAGACCCAUCAGCUACACUUGGUAUAAAACUUCCAUUCCUGGUUAUGAUUGUAAAGAAUCUGAAGAAGUAUUUCACAUUUGAGAUUCAAGUUCUGGAUGACAAGAACGUCAGGAGACGUUUUCGAGCUUCCAAUUUUCAAGCUGUAACUCGGGUGAAGCCAUACAUCUGCACCAUGCCACUGAGGAUGGAUGAGGGCUGGAAUCAAAUCCAGUUUAAUCUAGCCGAUUUUACCAGGAGAGCCUAUGGAACAAACUAUGUGGAGACAUUGCGAGUACAGGUUCAUGCGAAUUGCCGCCUCAGGAGGAUAUAUUUCUCUGACCGCUUGUACUCCGAAGAGGAACUUCCGCCCGAGUUUAAGUUGUACCUUCCAAUGCAGAAAGCAUGA